AUGCCCCAUUCCUCCCCGAAAGCACCUCCGACGGCACCACCACCAACACCCCUGCCGAACCAAAGUCCCCCCCACCACCAGAACAAUGCGGACUCCGCUGCUGCCGCGAAGAAGAUUGGCUUCCGGCUGAAGCUGAUCCUCUUCCUGAUGAUCCUAGCUGUGGACAUCGGCUUCGCGUUCCUGGAGGGCCCGAUGGUCCGCAUUCUGGAAUCCAUCGCUUGUCGACAGUAUUUCGCCGUUGUCGAUCCCUCCAAAAUUGGCGCCAAUGGAUACAUCCCCGAGGACCAGUGCAAAUUGCCGGAAGUUCAGUCGGAGUUGGCCGCUGUGAAGGGUUACCAUAUGUUUUUCGAUGGCCUGUUGAGCGCGGCCAUGGCCUUUCCUUACGGUCUGCUGGCGGACCGGCGCGGGCGCAAAUCUACCCUGGCCUUGGGUCUUCCGGGCUUCGCGAUUAAUUCCAUCAUUACCGUGACUGUGAUGUGGUUCUCGGAUAUCUUCCCCUUGCGGGCGAUCUGGUUGUCCUCUUUGGCGUGGCUGAUUGGAGGUGGUCCCGUUGUUGCUUUUGCUAUCAUUUGGACUAUGAUGGCGGAUGUGACCACUGAAUCGGAGAGAGCCGCCAUGUUCUUCCAAUUCGGCAUUGUCUCGAUGGGCGCAGAUUUCGUCUCCACGGCCGCUAGUUCAUGGCUCAUGGCGUUGAAUCCUUGGAUCCCGCUCUUCAUUGGCUUUAUCAUCAUCUUCCUUGGAUUAUUAUUGACCUUUCUCCUCCCCGAAACGAAACAUACCUUCACUGCCAAGGAUGAGCCCGUCCACGUGGAGCUCUCGGAAUUCGACGACGACGAGACUGAGCCCAAACAACACUACACUAACCCCAAUGACACAGAUAGCGAAAUGAACACCCGUCCAUCAAUGGACGCGCACAUGUCAUGGAGCUAUCCGAAAACAACCUCGCGGGUCCGAUCCUGGUGGGAAAAAUGCCGGACAAACAUUCGCUUCUACGUCCGGCCAUAUCUCUUUAUCCUCAACCAUAAACCAGUACUCCUUCUCCUAUCGGUCUUUCUAAUCUACCGUCUCAGUCGCGGCUCCUCCUGGUUCCUUACCCAAUAUAUCUCCACCCGCUACCAUUGGUCAUUAGCGGAAUCCAAUCUCCUCGUCGCAUUCCGACCCACAGUCACUAUCCCAGUCUUCCUCUGGGGCCUCCCAUAUCUGAAGAAACACUACCUCAACAGCCGACACUCAUCCACACAGAAGGACCUCUCCCUAGCACGGGCUAGUAUUCUCUGCUUCACCCUGGGCACAUUGGGUAUCGGACUUUCUCCCGCCAUCGGCACCUUGAUCCCGAGUAUGAUGCUCCAGGCCUCGGGCUCUGGCUUCGUCUUCCUCACGCGAUCAAUUAUCACCACGCUCGUCGACCGGGACCAGACCGCUCGACUGUACACGGUGAUUGAAAUCCUGCAGUCUGUUGGCAAUGUGGUCGCCAGCUUGACUAUUACAGCGGUGUUCCAACUCGGGUUACGCCUUGGAGGGUUCUGGAUCGGACUCGCGUGGAUGGUCACUAGUUCGUUGUUCUGCAUGGUGGCUGCGGCUAUUUGGGUCUUCCGUCUUCCUCUGACGCCCCGGGAGGACUUUGUUGUUGGGGACUUUGAAGAUGAGGAGUAG
Molecule: messenger RNA, 1653 nt
Organism: Penicillium waksmanii
Lineage: Eukaryota; Fungi; Ascomycota; Eurotiomycetes; Eurotiales; Aspergillaceae
Product: putative MFS transporter
Exons: 3
Coding region: 1-1653 (550 amino acids)
Biological process (GO): transmembrane transport
Cellular component (GO): membrane
Molecular function (GO): transmembrane transporter activity
Source: RefSeq, a predicted model, not a curated record